Penicillium daleae is the source of this 1836-nucleotide messenger RNA. Its product is annotated as Glutathione S-transferase/chloride channelC-terminal. The transcript is spliced from 7 exons. Bases 1 to 1836 code for a protein of 611 amino acids. Gene Ontology annotation, cellular component: cytoplasm. Lineage: Eukaryota; Fungi; Ascomycota; Eurotiomycetes; Eurotiales; Aspergillaceae. The record is from RefSeq and is a predicted model, not a curated record.
AUGCCUGCACACCCUGAUUCGAAUGUUCACCCCGAGGCCACUGGCCCCGCCAAAGCGCUAGUUGAGAAGCAUCGCGAGGAGCAGCCACUGAAGUUGUAUGCGGGAUGGUUCUUCCAACGGGUCUGGCUAGCUCUCGAGGAGAAACAAAUUCCCUAUCAGUACAUUGAAGUCAAUCCAUACAACAAACCUGAAUCUCUUCUCUCUCUCAACCCUCGUGGCCUGGUUCCAACCCUUUCGUGUCCGACUGACCCACAGCCCCGACCACUCUACGAGUCAACCGUGAUCCUCGAGUACCUGGAAGAAGCCUAUCCUACCCAUGAACCGCACUUGCUCCCACAAGAUCCUUAUGAGCGCGCUCGUACCCGGAUCUGGAUUGACUACGUCACGUCGCGCAUCAUUCCGUCUUUUCACCGCUUCCUGCAAUACCAGCCUGCAGAGGGGGAUGGUGCAGGGUGCGAUACAGGACUCGACAAAAUACGGCAAGAAUUCCUGGGCCUUCUCAAAGCCUGGACAAAGGAAAUGCACCCCGAGGGACCAUUCUUCCUGGGUUCCGAGGUAAGCUUGCCCGAUCUUGUCCUUGCGCCAUGGGCGGUGCGCCUGUGGGUGUUUGACGACUUCAAGAGCGGCGGAUUGGGAAUUCCAGCCAAAGGACAGGGUGGACUAGAUGAGGAAGCAUGGAAUAGGUGGAGGAAAUGGGUCUCUGCUCUCGAGAACCGGAAGAGUAUUCAGGAGACAACGAGCGAGAAGGAGCAUUACCUGCCUAUCUACAAAGUUCAAGACUGCCAUGAGGCCAUGGGCGUUGAUCGUGCACGUGAUGAGCAACUCCGCCUGCUGGGAGUGUCCUGGAUUGCUAGUGUCCGGAAGGCCCUCCACCUUCCUGUGCGAACUUUCAACACUGCUGCGUGCUACUAUCACAAAUUCAGACUGGUGCAUCCACAUGCUGAUUACAACUAUGUGGAUGCCGCUGCAGCUGCACUGCUCAUUGCCUGCAAGAUUGAGGACACGCUAAAGAAGUCUCGAGAGGUUGUGUGCGCGGCCUACAACCUCAAGUUGCCUACUUCCGAGCAUCUGACCCCCGAUGACCCUGUAUUUGAAGCGACUUCCCGUAGUGUCAUCGGCCUCGAGCGGCUUAUGCUGGAAUCUUUUGGCUUUGACUUCCGUACACGCCACCCCCAAGGGUUCCUUCUCAAGAUUUCUCUUGAGUACGGAUUUACAAAGGAUUCGGACAUUUACCACGUGGCCUACCGGAUUUCCCUCGAUCUGUAUCGAACCUUUGUCCCUCUCAAACAGGUCGCGACGACCAUGGCGCUCAGCUGCCUUGAGCUGUCGUGCCGGCUCUUUGACCACCGCUGCGAGCCUCUCGAGACUGGAGAGCACUAUGAGAAGUACAACACGAAGCGCGCAGCAAUCAUGGAAACCCUCCUUGAUAUGCUUGAACUGUACACGCACAACCGGACUUCAACCUUGAUUGGCCGCGAUUUCCCUGAAGAUCGAUUCCUCCAAAUCCGCAUCUCUCUCAACCAGGAAGCCAAGGAGAAAAAUCUCCCACGGUACUUGACCUGUUGGGAUGUACUUGGAAUACCCAAGCCAGACGAUCUUUGCGACAAGCAACCGAUUAAGCCAAGCGAUGCUCGUGGCAAGCAACCCGAUAACGUUCAACGCCCUCUCCACCCACUGACGCCAGUUGCCGCCAAUGGAGAUCGCCGUGGAGAGAGUGAAAGUGGUAGAGAUGCGCCGUUGCGAUUCAUUCUGGACCCGGCAUUGGCGGCGGAGGAGAAAAAACAGGUUUCGGAGUACUUCAAGGAUGAGACGGAGGAGUACGAGGUCGAGGAGUGA